Molecule: messenger RNA, 2242 nt
Organism: Gasterosteus aculeatus aculeatus (three-spined stickleback)
Lineage: Eukaryota; Metazoa; Chordata; Actinopteri; Perciformes; Gasterosteidae
Gene: clic5b
Product: chloride intracellular channel 5b
Source: RefSeq, a predicted model, not a curated record
CUGGAAUUUGCCCGGUGGCUCAGUCAGUCAGAGGCAGGCGCGACUGUUCCACCUCGACGGCUCUCCUCCAACACCUCCAGGGGCCUCCGCGAGGACACGCGCGUACGCAAUAAGACUACUUUAAAAAAGACCAAAGACAACAAACAUGGAGCACGUCUAUGACGCAGCGGAGGAGGGGAGCGCGCGCGGAGCCGCCGAGGAGAACCCGGGCGCGGGGAAGGAGCCGCCGUGCGAGGAGGUGCGGGUCCAACUCCCCGCGGACGGAGCGCGCGGCUCCCCGGACUACAUGGACACCAGGGACGAGGACAAGCGAAGCAGCUCGUCCUCUUCGUCCAGCGACGACGAGGAGGAGGAGAAGAAGGAGGAGGAGGAGGAGGCUCCCGGAGCUGAGGAGGUGGUGGAAGCGGCGCAGGUGGAGGAGGCGAGCGCGCGGGAGCGCCGCGGGUCCCGGCGCUCCUCGGCCUCCUCCUCCUCCUCCUCCUCGUCCCUCGGAGACCCGUGCGACGACCCGCCGCUGCGGCCGACGGCCCUGGGAGAAGCCGCCGCGGGAGACGACGGGAUGAUGAUGUGCUACACGCACGCCGGCACCGACUCCGCGCCGCAGGAGUCCGUCGACUACAGCCUGAAGACCCUGGAGGAGGUCCGGCCGGAUGAGAGCAGCGCGGCGCCGCCCGACCAGCCGGACAUCUCGCUCUUCGUCAAGGCCGGCAACGACGGGGAAAGCAUCGGCAACUGUCCCUUCUCCCAGCGCCUCUUCAUGAUCCUCUGGCUCAAAGGAGUCGUGUUCAACGUCACCACCGUCGACCUCAAAAGGAAGCCGGCAGAUCUGCACAACCUGGCUCCGGGGACGCACCCCCCUUUCCUCACCUUCAACGGCGAAGUGAAGACCGACAUCAACAAGAUCGAGGAGUUCCUGGAGGAAACGCUCAGUCCCCCAAAGUAUCCCAAACUAGCCGCCAAGCAGAGAGAGUCCAACACAGCGGGAUAGGACUAUUUGGCCAAGUUCUCGGCCUACAUCAAGAACACCAGACCGGAGGCCAACGCCGUCCUAGAGAAAGGUCUCACCAAGGCGCUGAAGAAGCUGGACGACUACCUGAACAGCCCGCUGCCGGACGAGAUCGAUGCCGACAGCCUGGAGGAGGAGAAGGGAUCCGAGCGAAGCUUCCUCGACGGCAGCGAGCUCACGCUGGCAGACUGCAACCUGCUGCCCAAACUGCACAUAGUCAAGGUGGUGGCCAAGAAGUACCGCAACUACGACAUCCCCUCCGACAUGUCGGGGGUGUGGCGGUACCUGAAGAACGCCUACACGCGCGACGAGUUCACCAACACCUGCGCCGCCGACGGCGAGAUCGAGACGGCCUACAUGGACGUGGCGCGGAGGUUGGCCAAGUGACCUCCGGGAGACGACCCCGAGCUGAAGCGCCGCACAAACAGACAAACGGUUAAACGGACUCAUUUUAACGCAACUCACCGGGUUUUCAGGCCGCGUUCUCUCCGACACGUCGGCCGGUUAUUUAUUUCCUCUCGACGCGAAGCUUCGCUUUCGAACGUUUCUGCGAGCCGCGUCUGUCGGGGUCCUUCUCUUUAUUUGCUCCAAAGUCCACGGAGUGACUCAUCGCUUGUUGGGACGCGCGCACACCUCCAUCCAUCGAUGAUUGAUGAUUGCAGCCCUUUGUUCUUUUGCUGAAUGUGCAUGUUUGGAUGCGUAGAUUAGAUUUUUUUUGACGUCACUGUUUUGUUUCCUUGAGCGCAUUUUGAAAUUCAUUGAUUUGAACACAAGGUUGAUUUAGGUUGAGAUUAAAUGCUAGAUGACAUUGAUGGCUUAGAACAAAGCUUGUUUCUCAUUUGUUUGCAUGCAUGAAUCUGUUUUUAAAAAUCUAAGAGUUAAGAGCUUGUUUUUAAGAUGAAAAAGUCCCUCAACUCAUGUGCCUUUAUUUGGAAUAAUCAACAUCUAUGCCAAUGUCCCCGAUGAGAGAGUAUUUAUUUAGAUUAGAAAAGCGUCUUCCAGGUCAUCGAUGGUCGCCCCUCCGCUCCGAGGAGCCCAUCAAAGUUCAGAAAGUCUCAUUGUCCACACGGCGGCGGGUGGACAAUGUGUCUCGGGGCUUAUCGUCUUUGGCCCGGCGUCGGGCUGCGACUACGGCGAGACUUCCUUUUAAAACCCCGUGUGGUUUUGGACAAAGCACACAGAGUGAAAUCGGAGCUCACUGCGAAGCUCCACAAAUAAAAUAAUAUUUUCACAAAA